CGGGGCAAGACAAAUAAAAGUAUGUGCCCAAAAAAAAAGGGGCAGGAUAACUUAAAAAUCUGCGUAUGAUUGUACACCUUUCUUUGCUUUUUUUCCAGUUUUUUCACAUCCUUCUCUCAUAUGUCUACUUUAUCAUCGCCCAACAAUAACAAAUAUAAAGUAAAUAGGCCGUCAAGUGCGCUAAGCUCAGCUACAGUUUCUUCGCCAUCUAUUGAUUCUUCCGAUAUGCUUUCUGUUUCAAGCAGGCAACGACAAAGUAAAAAGGAUGAGGCUAUUCGAAAAAAAAUUGAACAGGAAUUGAUGAAAAAAAGAGGAAGCUCUACUCGUAUUCGACAGCCGAACAAAAAGAUUGCAGGAACAGUAUCAGCUUUACGCCCGGCUCAAGCAUUGACAGUGAGAGAGAACAUAUUAGUGAUUGCAGCCGCUCAACUUAUGGCUGCAAAAAGAAGCGAUUGUGUUCUUGUCGUAGAUGAUGAAGAACAUUUGAGUGGUAUCUUUACGGCAAAAGAUCUCGCUUAUCGAGUAGUAGCAGAUAAUUUGGAUGCAAGGUCAAUCACAGUCGCAGACAUCAUGACCAAAAACCCAAUAUGUGUAACAGCUGAUACAUCUGCUCAAGAUGCUCUAAACUUAAUGGUGUCUCGUGGUUUCCGUCAUUUGCCUGUAUGCAAUGAAGAAGGAGAUAUUUUCGGUUUAUUAGAUAUUACAAAAUGUAUAUAUGAGGCUUUACAUAAAAUGGAAAAAGCUUACGGUUCCUCCCGUAAAUUAUAUGAUGCUUUAGAAGGUGUAGAACGCGAAUGGGCCAAUAGUCCUGUUCAAUUAGUACAAUAUAUGGAGGCACUACGGGAUAAAAUGUCUUGCCCUGAUCUGACAACAGUACUAGAACAUACGGAGCCUGUUCAAGUAGCAGUGAAGACGAAUGUACGUGAAGUAGCCAAGUUAAUGAAAGAAUUUCACACGACAGCAGUUUUAGUUAUGGAUCAUGGAGGGUUAGCUGGUAUUUUCACGUCAAAGGAUAUAGUUUUACGUGUGAUUGCUGCUGGUUUGGCCCCAGAAACAUGCUCAGUUGUCCGGGUAAUGACUCCUCAUCCUGAUACAGCAUUACCAUCGACGAGUAUAUUGGAUGCUUUAAAGAAAAUGCAUGGUAAAGGAAACGAUGGGCAUUAUUUAAAUUUACCGGUGCUGGAUGAUCAAAAAAACAUAGUGGGACUAAUCGACGUCCUCCGAUUAACGUAUGCUACUUUGGAACAGAUAAAUAGCAUUGAAGGUAAUCAAGGUGAUGGAGGCGGUAAAUUUUGGAAUAGUAUUGCGGCAGCAGGAGAUCAUACAGAAACCGACUCGGUUAUAUCAGAUUCUCUAUCACAAGCGGCUAAUUCUCAUAUGUUCCAGCCUUCAACUUCAUCUUCUCCACAAUUAGAACAUCAGCAGCAUCAGCAUGGGCAAGCACAUAUUAAUACGGCGUCACCGAACCGUAUGGCAGCGUCACCUUUACCUGGCAACACAACGUCUGCCUUUACAAGUCUGGGCCAGUAUCCUGAAAUUCUUCCAAGUGACUCUGCUUCCGCUGUUCAUACGAACAAAGAAGAUACUCACUCCACUGUCUCAUCCAAUACGGAUAACAGCACUUUUUCUUUCAAAUUCACUUACGGUGAUAAGACAUAUCGUUUCCGUCAUGAUAUUCAUCAUUUUCAAGGCUUGUUAGACGUGAUACAGCAAAAAAUUAUGGUAGAGCAUCUAUCCAUUUCUCAAUCUUACGUAGCUGUUACCCGUGGAGACGGUAACCUACAACAACAGUAUACGAAGCAGCAAGAUGAGGACUGGUUAACUGUGUCGUAUUUGGACGAUGAAGACGACCAAGUAUUGAUGAUAUGCGAUUCAGAUUUAAUUGAUGCUGUAAAAAUAGCGAAGAAGUCAGGUAUGGAUCGUGUUCGUCUAUUUGUGCAUGAUUCAUUGGCCGAAGCAGUGGCAGAGCAACAACGCAAAAAGGAAAAGCAGCAACAACAACAGCGACAAUUUGAAGACUUGAUGGAUUCCAGUCAAGCUUUGAAAAAUAUUCCGCCGAGUCAACCUACGACACAAGGUCAUGAUAUAUGUCUAGAAUCUUCCGAGGAAGUUGUAACAUCAUCAAUACCAAACAUAAAUGGCUGUAGUGGUUUGAACAAAAUCACAGAGGCAACGGACCUAGAAGAAGUAAAAGAAGAGGAAACGGUAUUGCCGAAAAAGAAAAAAGUGAAAACUGUAGCGAUAAAAGCGAAAGAUUCCGUAACAGACUACAAUUUGCCCAUACCACAAGAUAUGGUGUUACCUGCUGCAAUUACGUUCUUGGGAGUUGUUAUUUUGGGGGUGUUUACAAUCUCAAAAUUGUCAGGAUCUUCAAAUGCACGUUAUUAAAUUGUUAUUGGAUAUUCUACCUCUUAAUAAAGAUUUUUCUUUAUUGUAAGC
Messenger RNA from Mycotypha africana, 2439 nucleotides. RefSeq lists its product as uncharacterized. Lineage: Eukaryota; Fungi; Mucoromycota; Mucoromycetes; Mucorales; Mycotyphaceae. The record is from RefSeq and is a predicted model, not a curated record. The coding region runs from base 121 to 2388 and encodes 755 amino acids. The transcript is spliced from 7 exons. Gene Ontology annotation, molecular function: protein binding.